AUGAACCAGAUACUUGGCGCCGAGCACUUCGUGGUGUACAACUACAGCAUCUCCCCGGCUGUUGACCAGAUUCUCCAGCGCUACCAGCAGGAUGGUCUGGUCACUGUUCUCCCAUGGCCUCUUCCAACCCUGGAUGUCCAUUACUAUGGACAAAUGGCUGCAUUGAAUGACUGUAUUUACCGAAACCGCAACAUCUCUAGAUUUGUGGUUGUUGUCGAUACUGACGAGCUUAUUAUUCCACGGGAAAGUCUUACCUGGAUGGAGCUGAUUGAUACCGUGUCACCUCAAGAACGUGACGUUUCGGCUUUGAGGCAUCCAUCAGGCUCAUCAAAAAACUGGCUUAAAGCAACCGGAAGUUUUGAAUUUAGGUCAGGUUCCUUUGUUGUUGUCGGGACGCCAAGCUGGACAGCACUUCCUUCAGAGUUAGAAUUUUCUGAGGAAGAAAAGAAUAACCUUUUGAAAUACAAAAUCCACACACUAACCCAGUUACAACGCGCUAGAAAAGUACUUCCACGAAAACACAGGACGAAAUAUAUAGCUCGACCCGAGCUUGUGAAUAUCUCCGGAAUUCAUUUUGUGCAUUCAUUCAUGAGUAACGUUAGUUCUCUUGAUGUCAGAGAGAACUUUGCUCUUGUUCAUCAUUAUCAGAAGCUUGACUUUGCAGAUACUGUCAUGGACACGAAUAUCCUCAAGUUUAAGGAUCAGUUAUUUCCACGGCUCCUGCAACAGUACAGGCGGUUUUCCAAUCUGAUUUGGUGA
Messenger RNA from Candidula unifasciata, 759 nucleotides. Lineage: Eukaryota; Metazoa; Mollusca; Gastropoda; Stylommatophora; Geomitridae. The record is from the annotation of a GenBank genome assembly.